Periconia digitata is the source of this 1644-nucleotide messenger RNA. Lineage: Eukaryota; Fungi; Ascomycota; Dothideomycetes; Pleosporales; Periconiaceae. The record is from the annotation of a GenBank genome assembly.
ACAUUGUCGUCCAACUUCAUCUCACCAUGCCCAACAUCCACCGCCCAACACAACGCGCCCCAUUAUCAUGCACAUCAUGCGCAUCCCGAAAAGUGAAAUGCAGCAAAACAAUCCCUUGCCGAGCCUGCAUCAGUAGGGGCACUGCAGCAACCUGCAAACGCGAGGUCGUCGUUGUGCGCGGUCGCGUUCGCACUGCCGACGCCUCGGGUUCCAGUCCCUCGGUUGCCGAACUACUUCUCGAGAAUGCCCGUUUGGCCGAAAUCGUGUCCAGAUCGCAUGGAACUGAUGUUUCCAAUGCCCCUGCUGUCGAUCUGACCGAGUUUUAUGAAAGACGGCUUUAUGAAGAGCUGGGACGUGUGCGGGAACCGAGGACUGUGGCAUCUCUUGCUGACGUCGCGCUGCCUACGGAACAGUGUAGCAACUUUUUUGUUGAAUUCGCUGAUAAAUGGACCUCUUGGGUGCACUUUGCAUUCUUCUUUCCGGACUUCCGGGAUGAGCACGAUCGGUUUUGGAAGCAGGGUGCAUCGUUUUAUACGUACGAUCCGUUGUGGUUGUCCAUCUACUUUGGGGCACUGGCUUCGGCUUUGGGGUUCAUGAGUGACGAGGACUUUGUGCAAAGCGGUGCACCUCUUGAUUCGCGAACUGAUCUGGCUCGAAACUGGUUCCACGCUGCGCUAUUCUACUUGGAUCGAGGGGACUUCCUUCAGGUAUCGCAUGUCAACAUCGUGCGUUCCAUUGUGGUUAUGGGCAAUGUUGCCUCGACUAUAGGCGAAACGCAUCGACAUGCGAAUCUUUGGGCGCUGGCUGUUCGCAUUGCACAGCAACUCAACUUAGGCUCGGACAAGAUGAAUCCAGAGGAGUCGGUAGUGCAGAGAGAAUCGCGAAGACGGCUUUGGUGGACCCUGGUGAUUUGUGAGUGGCUCAUGAUACCACUCCGCACGCCCUGCAUCACCAAUGUGGACUUCACUUGUGAGCUUCCAGCAGAGUUGAAUGACACGGAACUUAUCGACCACAACUACGUAUCGCAAAGUACACCUCGUCCUGUUCAAUAUCACAUCUUCAUGGCUCGAAUAGCAGCCAUCUAUCACCAGUUUCAUGCGAAAAUUCGAUUACGGAGAUGGUCUCCGAGUGGAGUAGCAGACUUUGUCAUACAAGCCGAUGAUGAGCUUGCGGCUAUCAUUGAACAGUUGCCGCGUCAUUUGAGACACGAUGAGGUAGUACCGAACGAGGAACAGAUCACCCUCGAGUCGCAGUUUCCGUGGAUCGCGACCCAGAGAACAAGCUUAGCUAUGGUGCUUCUUUAUUAUCGUCUAGCAAUCAAUCGGAUCUUGCAGGGAUACUGGCUGGAGGGGUCAACGAAUUUCGCACGUGCGCGGUCCGUCUGUCUCUUCUCCGCUAUUCACAUAAUACGUUCAGCGGAUUCUGGUGCUGAGACAUUCAAUCGUCUGAGAUCAUGGGAUUUCGCAAUGUUUAUUUUCUCGGCAACAGUUACUAUAGCUCUAGAAGUGCAAAGAACUGAGACACCGGAUCCGCAGUGUCUUGAGGCAAUUGCUCAAGGUAAACAGCUUUUGGGGAAAGUACAAUUUCAGAACAAAUUGGCGCGAGAGGCGCUGUCUAUACUACAAGAAUUCAAUACGCCUUGAC